This is a messenger RNA of Meriones unguiculatus (Mongolian gerbil), 3633 nucleotides long. RefSeq names its product NLR family pyrin domain containing 6 (gene Nlrp6). The record is from RefSeq and is a predicted model, not a curated record. The transcript is spliced from 8 exons. The coding region runs from base 216 to 2822 and encodes 868 amino acids. NCBI's taxonomy places the organism in Eukaryota, Metazoa, Chordata, Mammalia, Rodentia, Muridae. Gene Ontology annotation, molecular function: vasopressin receptor activity; peptide binding. Gene Ontology annotation, biological process: regulation of inflammatory response; acute inflammatory response; response to bacterium. Gene Ontology annotation, cellular component: cytoplasm; canonical inflammasome complex.
AAGGUCGAAGAAUACAGCACUUAAACGGCAGCGGCGUUGGGAACUGUUCUUAAGUGCGGGAGCCUCCUGACUGCCAGCAAGGCUCCAGCUGAGCUAGGAUGGACAGGGCUGUGAAAUCCCCCCACUCCCAGGAUGAGACCAGUUUAGCCCAGGAAGGAUUACCUCUGCUCCCAGCCUCUGUGUCUGAGCAUUAGGUCCCGGGAUAAUAAGACUCCAUGGAUGUGGCUGGGGCCUCCAGCUCGGAGGCGUUGGUGCGGGAGCUGCUUCUGGCUGCGCUCGAGGACCUGAGCCAGGAGCAGCUGAAGCGCUUUCGCCACAAGCUGCGGGAUGCGCCCCUGGAUGGCCGCAGCAUCCCGUGGGGGCGACUGGAGCACUCAGACCCCGUGGACCUCGUCGACAAGCUGACCCAGUUCUAUGGGCCAGAGCCAGCCGUGGGUGUGACCCGGAAGGUCCUGAAGAAGGCAGACGCUCGAGAUGUGGCGAUGCGGCUCAAGGAGCAGCAGCUGCAGCGCCUCGGUGCUAGCUCAGCGCUUCUCUCCCUGUCGGAGUACAAGAAGAAAUACCGCGAGCACGUGCUGCGACAGCAUGCUAAAGUGAAGGAGAGGAACGCCCGCUCGGUGAAGAUCAACAAGCGCUUCACCAAGCUGCUCAUCGCGCCCGGGAGCGGCGGCGCGGAGGAUUUGCUGCUGGGGCGGUCAGAAGAGCCGGAGCGCGCGAGGCGGUCGGACACGCACACCUUUAAUCGGCUCUUCCGGGAAGAAGAGGAGGGCCCGCGGCCGCUGACCGUGGUGCUGCAGGGCCCGGCAGGCAUCGGCAAAACCAUGGCCGCCAAGAAAAUCCUCUACGACUGGGCAUCAGGCAAGCUAUACCACGGCCAGGUGGACUUCGCCUUCUUCUUGCCGUGCGGCGAGCUGCUGGAACGGCCUGGUACGCGCAGCUUGGCCGACCUGAUCCUGGACCAGUGCCCGGACCGCACGGCACCGGUGCGGCAGAUCCUGGCACAGCCCCAGCGCCUACUGUUUAUCCUGGACGGUGCGGACGAUCUGCCUGCUUUAGCGGCCCCGGAGGCCACUCCCUGCACAAAUCCUUUCGAGGCCACGAGUGGCGUGAGGGUGCUGAGCGGGCUGCUGAGCCAGGAUCUGCUACCCUUUUCUCGCUUGCUGGUGACUACACGCAAUGUCGCCCCCGGGAGGCUGCAGGGUAGACUGUGCUCUCCGCAGUGCGCCGAAGUGCGCGGCUUCUCGGACAAAGACAAGAAAAAGUAUUUCUUCAAGUUCUUCCGGGACGAGAGGAAGGCAGAGCGCGCUUACCGCUUCGUCAAAGAGAACGAGACGCUGUUUGCCCUGUGCUUCGUGCCCUUCGUGUGCUGGAUCGUGUGCACAGUGCUGCAGCAGCAGCUGGAGCUGGGCAAGGAUCUGUCCCGAACCUCCAAGACCACCACGUCCGUGUACCUGCUCUUCAUCGCCAGCGUGCUGAAGUCUGCAGGCACCAACGGACCCAGGGUUCAGGGAGAGCUGCGCAUGCUCUGCCGCCUGGCCCGGGAGGGCAUCCUGAAGCAUCAAGCGCAGUUUUCAGAAAAUGACCUGGAGAGGCUGAAGCUUCAGGACUCCCAAGUUCAGAAAAUGUUUCUCAGCAAGAAGGAACUGCAGGGCGUGCUGGAAAAGGUGGUCACCUUCCAGUUCAUUGACCAGAGCUUCCAGGAGUUCUUGGCUGCACUGUCCUACCUGCUGGAGGACAAGGGAGCUCCGGGGACGCCCGCAGGAGGUGUGCAGAUGCUCCUGACCUCUGACGCAGAGCUGCGUGGUCACCUUGCACUCACCACUCGAUUCCUCUUUGGACUGCUGAGUGCAGAGAGGAUUCGAGACAUCGAACGUUAUUUUGGCUGUGUGGUGCCGGAGCGUUUGAAACAGGACACCCUGCGGUGGGUACAAAGGCAGAGCCACCGCAGAGUGACGCCCCCAGGGGCAGAGAGGGACGACGAGCUGGAGGACACUGAGGAACCAGAGGAAGAGGAGGAGGAUCUCGACUUUGGACUGGAGCUGUUGUACUGCCUGUACGAGACACAAGAGGAUGCUUUUGUUCGCGAGGCUCUCGGCAGCCUUCCAGAGAUGGUGCUGGAGCGGGUUCGCUUCACCCGCAUGGACCUUGAGGUUCUGAGCUACUGCAUGCAGUGCUGCCCAUCUGGUCAGGCCCUGAGGCUGGUGAGCUGUGGGCUAGUGGAGGCAAAGGAGAAGAAGAAGAAGAGUCUGGUGAAGCGGCUGACGGGUUCUCGGAACACCACGAAACCACCCCCAAUCUCCCUGCUACGUCCGCUCUGUGAGGCCAUGACCACCCAAGAAUGUGGCCUGAGUGUUCUGAUUUUAUCACACUGCAAACUCCCUGAUGCAGUUUGUCGAGACCUCUCUGAGGCCCUGAAGGUAGCUCCUGCCCUAAGGGAGCUGGGCCUCCUCCAGAGCCGUCUUACUGGGGCAGGCUUGCGUUUACUGAGUGAAGGCCUGGCUUGGCCCAGGUGCCAGGUGCAGACACUCAGGGUGCAGCUGCCUAACCUCCAAGAAGCAAUCCAGUACCUGGCUGCCGUGUUGCAACAGAGCCAGGUCCUCAACACCCUGGACCUCAGUGGCUGUCGGCUCCCUGGCCCGGUGGUGGAGAGCCUGUGUGCAGCCCUGAAACACCCUACUUGCUGCCUAAAGACGCUCAGCCUGACUUCUGUGGAGCUAAGUGAGGUGUCGCUGAGGGAGCUUCGAGCCGUGAAGACCUUAAAGCCAGAUCUGGCCAUCAUACAUUCAGAACUAGGCACAUAUCCUCAGCCUCUGAAGAGAUGAAACGGUGUCUCCUAAGGCCCUGAAGACCAGAACAGGCUAGAAGAUGCUGUAGCCAAAGUCCUUAUGAAGAUGCCCUCCCCAUUCAAAAGCAAGAAGAUGCUAGCUUCUCCCCUAGGCAAGUCUUUCAAGCCAAGGAACCACAGAAGGGCAAGCCAAAGACCCAGGUAGAUAUAGGCCCCUGAUAGCUCCUGGACAGGCCUUGCACAUACCCUGCCCUGGAUACUCUGAGGUUAGUCUUCCCCAAGCCCCACAACCACUGCUACCUUUCUUUCUGGGCCCACCAGUCUGUCCCUUGAAGAUAAUCCCAACAGUAAUAAGAGUAUUCAGUAAUUGAGCAUACUGCUCAGUGGUGUCACUCAUCUCUGAGCUGGUCCAUAUCUGUUGUAUGAGUGAAGGGCCCCCCAGAGUUCUGCCACCUGUAGGCAGGAGAAGGUGGACCACCACUACGAUCUGGAAUUUGGGGCACUGGCUUUUAGAAGGAUGCCAUCCAUGAAACCUUGGGGCAUUAGCCAGGGGAAUCCACUUGCUGCCUGAGAGAUAUAGGAAAGGACCCAGAAGAAUGACAGCUUCCUUUGAUGAUGGGAGCUGGGACAAGACAGUGGAUGUCUGCAACAUAAUAAGUUUCCUUGGGCUGGAGAGAUGGCUCAGUGGUUAAGAGCACUAUCUCUUCUUCCAAAGGUCCUGAGUUCAAUUCCCAGCAACCACAUGGUGGCUACAACCAUCUUUAGAGUGAUCUGGUGCCCUCUCACAUGCAGGCAAAACACUAUAUAAAAAAUAUAAAUAAAUAAAUUUUCCUUUGGAUUCCCUUUCA